This is a messenger RNA of Olea europaea var. sylvestris, 1484 nucleotides long. RefSeq names its product putative serine/threonine-protein kinase. Gene Ontology annotation, molecular function: protein kinase activity; ATP binding. The coding region runs from base 94 to 1260 and encodes 388 amino acids. Gene Ontology annotation, cellular component: plasma membrane. Gene Ontology annotation, biological process: protein phosphorylation. The record is from RefSeq and is a predicted model, not a curated record. Lineage: Eukaryota; Viridiplantae; Streptophyta; Magnoliopsida; Lamiales; Oleaceae. The transcript has 7 exons.
AUUGACAAUAUUGAAGUUAAGUUGUUUUACUCACUAUCCAAGACUGUUCCACUCCCAUCUUCUCAAGACAAUGAUAACAAUGAACAGACGUCCAUGUCUCUCAACUACGCUGCUUCUAUGGUUUCCCAGCCAAGUUCUGUUAUGGCUAAAAGCAACUUAUUCACAUCCAACUUAAAGGAGCACAGCUUUUCCUUGCAAGAUGAAUCAGGUAGCUAUGCUAAAUCUGAAAAUAAAUAUGCCGUUUCUCCCCCAACUUUACAUAAACAGCGAAGAAAGCUUAGUCGACAGAGAUCCUCUGAGGUGCCUGUUCUCUGUAUUGCUUGUGGGAUGACAACGGAGUUAGAUUCAAAGAGAUAUAAUUAUACUGAGAUACAGCUUGCAACAAACGAUUUUUCAUCUGAUUAUUUACUGGGAGAAGGUGGGUAUGGUCGUGUUUAUAAAGGUCGGCUUAAGGAUGGGCAACUUAUUGCUGCAAAGGUGCGUAAGGAAGCAAGUACACAAGGGUUUACAGAAUUCCAUUCUGAAGUAUAUGUCCUAAGCUUUGCACGUCACAAGAACAUUGUGAUGCUUCUUGGUUAUUGUUGCAAGGAAAACCUUAACAUCUUGGUCUAUGAGUAUAUCUGCAACAAAUCACUUGAAUGGCAUUUAUUCGAAAACACAGAGCGUGUUCUUGAAUGGCACCGAAGACAUGCUAUUGCUGUUGGAACUGCAAAAGGGUUGCGGUUUUUGCAUGAAGAAUGUAGAGGAAGUCCCAUCAUUCAUCGGGACAUGCGGCCAAGUAAUAUAUUGCUCACACACGAAUAUGUUCCUAUGCUAGGAGACUUUGGCCUCGCAAAGUGGAAGACAGGUGAAGAGGAUAUACAGACAAGAAUUCUUGGCACUCUGGGAUAUCUCGCACCAGAGUACGCGGAGAAUGGCAUUGUUUCUGUAAGAACGGAUGUUUAUUCCUUUGGCAUUGUUCUAAUCCAAUUGAUAUCGGGACGUAAGGCAGUGGAUUCAGCGAGAGAAGACCAACAGUCCCUUAGGCAGUGGGCAUUACAUUUGAUUCAGACGCUUGCAUUGCACGAGCUAGUUGAUCCCCGUCUUGAGGACUCAUAUAACACGUAUGAACUGUACCACAUGGCUAGAACAGCAUACCUAUGUGUCCAAACUGAACCCGAGAUGCGCCCAUCAAUGGCAGAGGUGUUGCGCCUUCUUGAAGGGGAAAGCGAUGAUUUCCACCACUUGACGGAGCAAUUUAUUCCACAUUACAGCAAAUGACAUCCGCAUCGCGCCACAUAUGUAAACACAUCUUCAUACACGACAUCAGUGCCGUGCCACUGGUAUAACACAUUUUCAUACUUGUGUAUACGUUGUGAAAAUCUAUGCAGGCUUAAACACAAAACCAUGGUGUUGCCUAUGGCUUUUUUUGGUGCAUAUCAUAUUACUAUGAUCUGUACGACUGUACCUGUACCUGUGCCAUUUAAACAGACAUUUUCUUUUAG